CAGCGCGCUGAACAGAGAAGACGUGACAGGGUCCCCUGUUUGCACACGGCACUGGAAUAACGGCGACGCUCGGACCAACCACCUGCACUGCUGCUGUGUGUUUCUUGCUGCUGACUUAAUUUAUUUGCUGCAGGACAUCGUUACACCAAUUUUCUUCCACGCGAGGGCAGGCAUUAAGGAUGUGGCUGUGAAUGCAGGAAAGCGCAGCAGGACCUACCCAGAAGGUGGAGCAUCCAGGGCCAACAUCAAAAGACCCAGAAGAGGAGAAAUAAACUUCCUGCCCAGUUAUCCCCAAGGAGAAACUAAGGACACACUGGAGAACCAGAGGCUUGAGAUGGUGGAGCAGUUCAAGAAGACGGUGAUUGAUAGAGACAUGAUUAUGAUCCAUCAACAUAUGCUGCGCACCUUUGCACUCAGGCGUGAAGAAAUUGUAAAUUCAGCUCCUCCCAUUGCUGAACUGAAAGACAGAUGGCCUGCACUCUUUUGUGAAGCCCAACUCUACAGUGAAUUCCACAGGAUCACCAAUCAAAAUCUACCGUAUUCCUUCUUUGUUGCACUUGACAAGUACACACCUCAGCUGUUGAAGCUACAAAAAGAGGAAGACUGGAGGUUUUGGCGAGAAGAUGGAGGAAGUUUUGAUGGCAUAUGAGGAACAGGACAAGAGCAACAUCCCUGCAGCUCAAACAGCAGCCCUGGCCGGCCUUCCGCUGUACUUAAAGGAGGAUUCAUCCGAGGUCUUCAGAACUUGCAAGGAUGAGUUGGAGGCAAUCCAGGAUGGAGCAGUGGCUCUGGUGGCAGUGGUGAAUGAAGAGGAGGUGCCUGCUGGAGUUCCCUUUGAAACUCACCAUGUUUCAAUUGUCCUUGAGGAUCAGGUUGUAAUGUCUCACAGAUCUUGGACUGAUUCACUGGUGAUUUUGUUUGGACUGAUCUAUGCCCUUCAUUUGAGCUAUCCUGAGAAGCUAAGUGGCUUCUUUGAGUUCAUCCAGGUUGUCCACCUAAACCUUGAUGAUGGAAGAAAGCAGCUCAAACCUAAGUUACAAGCCUUGAGAAAUGAGUUAGAGUAAAGAUUUUAAUAUGUUAUUUUUUUGAGGGUCAGAAAUGUUCUAAAAAUUAUCUUUUGGCUUGCAUACCAAAACUGUUUGUUUAGAUGUAUGUGUUUAAACAGAUACUUGUCUACACAGUUACAGCUAGGUUGGUUGGCUUUCUACUUAAGCUGAAAAAAAACGGGCACUAA
Messenger RNA from Etheostoma spectabile (orangethroat darter), 1234 nucleotides. RefSeq lists its product as uncharacterized. The transcript has 5 exons. The coding region runs from base 624 to 1064 and encodes 146 amino acids. Lineage: Eukaryota; Metazoa; Chordata; Actinopteri; Perciformes; Percidae. The record is from RefSeq and is a predicted model, not a curated record.